Spizellomyces punctatus DAOM BR117 is the source of this 2877-nucleotide messenger RNA. RefSeq lists its product as uncharacterized. Gene Ontology annotation, biological process: positive regulation of TOR signaling. Bases 112 to 2736 code for a protein of 874 amino acids. NCBI's taxonomy places the organism in Eukaryota, Fungi, Chytridiomycota, Chytridiomycetes, Spizellomycetales, Spizellomycetaceae. The record is from RefSeq and is a predicted model, not a curated record. The transcript has 16 exons. Gene Ontology annotation, molecular function: protein binding.
ACGCACCCGACCUUACAGGCUUUGCAAGAUCGCCGUUCAUUUUCGGCGAGCUUCACAUCCAAACGAACGGCACACCACCUUGGACAACUGCGAGGUUAACGAUGUGGCGACAUGAAGAAGGCAGUGCUUUCCAACAUUGUGCCAUCUAAAGGGUCAAGCAUACGGCAACAGUUACUUGGCUCGACGGAUAGUGGGGGACAGCCUUCCGAAACUGCCUCAACGUCGCGACAUGGCGUAGGUGAGAGCCUCACAGGUAGCCAGUCAUUGGCAAGCACGGGUCCAGGAGGCGAUAAGACGGCAGUGCCCUCUACCUUACAGCGCCCAGUGCGCUUCCGGUUGACCGGAGCAUUAAGCGCUCUAUCGGCCUCUCCAGAGCAGGACUGGGUAGCAGUGGCCGGCCGAGAAGUCUUGAAGAUAUUAUCUGUGUAUGACAAGGAUGUAAAAGAGGUCCUGAAUCUUCGUGGGGGAGUCAAGCUCAACCUUAACUUCAGUAUAAAUGAUGUGAAAUGGGGAAAUAUAUUUGCCAAAAGCACAAUAGCUACAGCCGCGACCAACGGUGCCGUGGCUAUAUGGGAUUUGAAUCGUCCAAAUGCUCAGAAAUUAGAGAGGAUAUUGACGGAACACACACGGGCGGUGAAUCGUAUAAAUUUUCAUCCAACCGAACCUGUUCUUUUGUUGAGUGCUUCGCAGGACGGGACGAUGAGACUUUGGGACCUGCGCGCUAAAAGCAUUGCCCGAAACGCCUUUGAGGGAAAGGCCGAGAGUGUUAGAGAUGUACAGUUUAGUCCGACGAACACGUUCGAGUUUGUAGCGGCUUUCGAGAAUGGAACUAUCCAAAAAUGGGAUAUCCGCUACCCCACGCAAUAUGAGCGCAAAUGGAGUGCCCACAAUGGGUUGGCCCUUACGGUGGAUUGGCACCCGGAGGGUCGCUGGGUGGCAAGUGGAGGGCGUGAUCGACAGAUAAAGAUUUGGGAUAUGAAGUCUGACAGCCGAAAGCCGCUUUACGCGAUUCAAACUAUUGCGCCUGUGUCUCGUGUAAACUGGCGUCCAGGACAUGAAAGUCAGCUUGCCUGCUGUGCCCUGUCAACGGACUUCCGGAUCCAUACGUGGGAUGUCGGAAGACCGUAUAUUGCCCAACAUUCCAUUGAGGCUCAUGAUGGAGUUAUAACCGGAUUUUUAUGGCGAGAUGCGAAUAGCAUAUGGUCCUGUUCAAAAGAUCGCACUUUUGCACGCCAUGAUAUCCGUACAGGCUACAAGCCUCUCAGUCUACUGAACACCUGCGCCGUGAAUUGGAACGUCAAUGGCGAUAUAACCUUUGCCAUUGAUGAGCGCCGACAGGAUCCCGCGAUGGAAGACAGCAGGGCAAUGCCCACGGGGUCAAAUUAUCCCCUGCGAAGAGCGUUUCGUAAACCGAUGGUGCCCGAGCGCAGCACAAGCGAUGAUAAGAUUCCGCAACAUCGACCGCGUCAGAAAGUAGGCGUCGUGGAUACCGAAACGUUCGAUGACUAUGCGUUUGUUGUGCUCGCUCAAGAUUAUGCGAUAGAGAGCGACGAUAUUUGGUCGUCCUGUCAGCACAACGCGGAGGUCGCCAUAGAUCUUGAACUGCACCGAACAGCACAGACAUGGAAAAUCUUGCAGUUAUUGUACGGAACUGAACCAUCGGAAUCUCGGAAUUUGACAAAACUCUUCGGACAUCCAAACAAGCAGGAUGACCACAAUUGGGAUCGUCAAGCAGGAAACACCCCCGUCGGCAGGGCUACAGACGUCGAUCCCCAGUUAACUGUCGGUAGCGCGCAAUCGGAUUCUGCGCUGCUGACCGAGAUGAUGAGGCCAAAUGCGGAAGGAUGGAUGAGAGACUACGUUGUGCCGCACGGGUCUCAGCGACGCGGUUCGCUAUCACCACACCACGAUCAACAGGAAUUGGUCACGGAAAGUGACAUUGAUAGCGAUGAAGGAUAUACGGAGGAAGAACAGCAUGACGAUGACGGAGAUUCAGAUGACUCGGAGUCGUCCUUCACAUAUGGCCUGAAAGUGGGCGCCGGACGAAGAACAUUGGCUCGUUUCGGAAUUGGGACAAACAAAAUCUUGAAGCCUUUUUAUGGCGGAAAGUCAAACCAGAACCAGUCGCAUAGCAAACGUGACAGCAGCAAAGGGAGACACAAGCAUAGUCAACGCACGGUGAAGAGUGCCAAAGUUGUUCAUCAAGACGUGGUGAUUCCACUUUGGAAUCCGGAGGACUUGGUGAGGGAUAUGUUAGAAUACUAUGCGGAACAAGCCAAUGUCCAGAUGUGUGCCACCAUCCUGUUAGUAUUAAAGGAUCGAAUCAGGGCAGGAGAGGAGAAAGAAGAGCUAUGGUUCUGUUCCUACAUUGAUCUCUUGCAUAGGUUUAAACUUUGGACAGCUGCUACAGCAAUUAUUCGAGCGUGUCCUUUGGCCUCCGUGAGGGUUCGCAAUCAGGAAUCCACAACACUCCACACAAUAUGUUGCCAUUGUGGGAAGCCUAUGCCGAACAUACACACUCCAAAUUGGGCUUGCGAGAGUUGUGGGAAAUUACAAAAUCCUUGCUCCUUUUGCCAUAAAACAGCAAAAGGGUUGUAUAUAUGGUGUCAAGGCUGUGCACAUGGUGGACACCUAGACUGCUUAAAAGAGUGGUUUUCGCAUAGUUUAGAGUGCUGCACAGGGUGUGGGCAUCAAUGUGUAUCAAAAUUCUUUGCACUUCCACGCGGUGUAUUAUAGGCAAGAUCAAUACGUAAGGGAUUACUGUACAGUGAAAUAAUGGGUGUAACGCUAACGCUGACAUACGUCGCAUGAUGAUCUCCAUGACAUUAUGGAAUCAAAAAGAUAAUGGCUUCUUUGCAGGAGCCCUGCUGAUUUCCA